UCAUGCAGAACACUUGACAAGGAUCGCCGCAUACAGUCCUGUUUAACAAGCGGGUUUUUGUGCUUGUGUUUCAGUGUUUUUCCGGUGAAGUAAAAAUCAUCACAUCAUUGUAAAAAAAACCCUAUGCAUGCCUGGAAUUUAUUCACCUUGUCCAAGUGUGCAACAUAGACACAUAGAUAAUAUCCCCCCAAAACCCUACGAAGUGCCGCUGAGUCCGUGUCCAUUUUUUUGCAUGAGACGGAGCUGAUCAUUUCCUGCCUGUAAACGAAAGUGAAAUUAAGUGUCGGGAUUUUAAAGGCAGAGUCGCCAUUUUAUCAAGAAACAUUUUAUCAAGAUUCUGGAAUAAUGUAAAGAUAUUCUAUGUUUCAAGAGGCCCCAGCAGGAAUCAUCUGGUCUGGAUCAGCAUAGAAAUGGACGGAUCUGCUUCUGAAAUGCGCCCCCCUGUGGGGUGUAACAGAAAGAGCCCUGAGAGUGUCCUGGUGAAGAGAGCAGACUCCCCUGUACCCAGCUGCGUUUCCCUGAAGAGUGACGCAUCAAUGCAUGAACCACUCAAAUUCAGAGAGGGACCUUUUCAUAUAGAUCAAAGAGACCAAAUGGAAGAAUGCAGUUCAAAUCUACAUGAUAAAUCAGGUUUAUCAUCCAUAUUGAAGUCGCUAGAAGAAAAAGCCAUGAAGUUCCUAAAGGAGGAACUGAAGACGUUUGUGAGGCACCUAGAUCAGAAUUACCCAGAAUGCUCUGAGCCUCAGCUGGAGGAGGACAAUGACCUGGACUGUGAUGGUCAGAUGCAGAAGACCAGUGUUAGAGAGGUAGCUCUGAAGAUCACACUGUACAUCCUGAGGACCAUGAAGCAAAAUGAUCUUGCUGACCUGCUGGAGAAGAGACAGCUCAUGCUGCAACAUCAACAGGAAAUGAAAUGUAAACUUAAGAAGCAAUUUGAGUGUGUAUUUGAAGGGAAAGCUAAGGAAGGACAGCCAACACUUCUCAGUGAGAUUUACACAGAACUCUACAUAACUGAAGGUGGGACUGGAGCAGUCAAUGAUGAACAUGAAGUGAGACAGAUUGAAACAGCAUCCAAGAAAAGGCGAACAGAAGAUACUACAGUCAAGUACAAUGAUAUAUUUAAACCCUUAUGUGGGCGUGUGACACCGAUCAGAACUGUACUCACGAAAGGGGUGGCAGGUAUCGGGAAAACAGUCUCUGUGCAGAAAUUCAUUCUCGAUUGGGCAGAAGGAAAAGCAAACCAGGAUGUUCACUUCAUAUUUGCUCUUCCUUUCCGGAACCUGAAUUUGAUUAAGGAAGAAUACAGUCUGAUUGAACUGCUUCACCACUUUGUCCCAGAACUGAAAUCAUUUCAAUCCACUGACCUGUUUAGGUACAAAGUCUUGUUCAUCUUUGAUGGUCUGGAUGAGCGUCGCCUUCCUCUCGAUUUUCAGAACAAUGAGAGCUGGUUUGAUGUAACAAAGAAAACGUCACUGGAUGUGCUGUUGACUAACCUUAUUAAGGGGAAUCUGCUGCCAUCCGCUCUCCUCUGGAUAACCUCCCGGCCAGCAGCAGCCAAUCAGAUACCUCCUGAGUGUGUCCACCAGGUGACAGAGAUACGAGGGUUCAGUGAUGCCCAGAAGGAGGAGUAUUUCAAGAAGAGAUUUAAUGAUCAGAGCCUGGCCAGCAGGAUUAUCACACAUGUGAAAUCAUCAAGGAGCCUCUUCAUCAUGUGCCACAUACCUGUGUUCUGCUGGAUUUCAGCCACUGUGCUUAAGAGGCUUUUUAGUGAGACUGACAGGGGAGAAAUUCCAAAGACUCUGACUGAAAUGUACACACACUUCCUGAUCUUUCAGAUAAGUUUAAAAAAUGACAAGUAUAUGAAAAACCAUGAAACUAAGCUUAAGGAAUACAGCAAGGAAUUUCUUUUGACACUUGGUAAACUUGCUUUUGACAACCUUGAGAAAGGCAAUCUCAUAUUUUAUAAGCAAGAUCUUUCAGAGAAUGACAUUGAUGUCACUGAAGCUUCAGUUUACUCUGGAGUGUGCACAGAAGUCUUUAAAGAGGAGUAUGGGUUGUACCAGGAGAAGGUGUACUGCUUUGUGCAUCUGAGUAUCCAGGAAUAUCUCGCUGCUUUAUAUGUGUUUCUGUCAAACUCAUCAGCUGACCUGCUGAAGACUGCAGUGAAUCAGGCAUUAGAGAGCAAGAAUGGACACUUGGACCUCUACCUCCGCUUCCUCCUGGGCCUCUCAACAGACUCCAGUAAGACUCUGUUACAAAGGCUACUGGGGCCGACAAGAAUCAGCUCACAUACCAUUAAGGAAACAGCCCAAUACAUCAAGGAGAAAAUACAGGAGAAUUUAUCUCCAGAAAGGACCAUCAAUCUUUUCCACUGUCUGACUGAACUGGGUGACAAUUCUCUAGUAGAGGAAGUACAAAGAUACCUGAAUUCAGGAAACAUUUCAGCAGAUGACCUCUCACCUGCACAGUACUCAGCUCUGGCCUUUGUGAUGCUGAUGUCAGAUGAGGAGCUGGAUGUGUUUGACCUGAAGAAAUACAUCAGACGAGAUAAACAGCACUGCAGGCUGCUGCCUGUGGUCAAGAACUCCAGGACGGCUCUGCUGAACAGCUGUGAUCUCAUAGAUAAACACUGUGAAGUGCUGUCUUCAGCUCUAAGAUCAAACUCGUCUCCUGUGAGAGAGCUGGACCUGAGUGACAAUGACCUGCAGGACUCGGGAGUGAAGCUGCUCUCUGCUGGACUGGGGGACUUACACUGCAACCUGGAGAUACUGAGACUGUCAGGCUGUAGAGUCACAGAAGAAGGCUGUUCUUCCCUGGCUUCAGCUCUGAGGUCAAACCCCUCACACCUGAGAGAGCUGGAUCUGAGCUACAAUCACCCAGGAGACUCAGGAGUGAAGCUGCUCUCUGCUGUACUGGAGGAUCCCAGCUGUAAACUGGAGAAGCUGAAUGUGGAUCACGGUGGAGAGUGCAGGACCAGACCAGGCUUACAGAAAUACUCCUGCCAGCUGACGCUGGACCCCAACACAGCAAACAGAUUCCUGUCUCUGUCAGGGGGGAACAGGAAGGUGACAUGGGGGGCAGAGCAGCCAUAUCCUGAUCAUCCAGAGAGAUUUGACAGCUGGCCCCAAGUUCUGUGCAGAGAGAGUCUGACUGGUCGCUGGUACUGGGAGGCUGAGUGGGAUGGAUAUGGAGCUGAGAUAGGAGUGACUUAUAAAGGGAUCGGGAGGAAAGGACUGAGGGGCUGUGGGCUUGGAUACAAUGACAAGUCAUGGAGUCUGUGCUGUAAUACUGACAGAUACUCUGUCCUGCACAAUAAUAAACAGACUCUCAUACCCAUAAAGCCCUCAGGCUCCCGCAGAGUAGGAGUGUAUCUGGACUGGGGGGCUGGUGCUCUGUCCUUCUACAGAGUCUCCUCUGAUGGACUGACCCCCCUGCACAGAUUCACCUCCUCAUUCACUGAGUCCCUCUAUCCAGGGUUUGGGGUUUAUAGAAACUCCUCAGUGUCACUGUGACGUGUUGCUGGUUCUCCUGCAAAAAGGUAAAAUCUCUGCUUUUUAACCUUUAUAAUCCUUUUCACUCUGAAAUGUACAGAACUGUGCAAAAGUCUGAGGCAGGCAAAGAAAAUGAUGUUUAGAUUAUCCUCCUGUUGGUGUGAAACUAUGAUAUGAUGCCUGUCAAAGUGUGUCAGCUUCACCAUUUCAGAACCUCUGCUAAAAUCAUCCCAGUAUUUGCAGCGACCGUCCAGUGCAGCCAUGCAUUUUUUGACUUGGCCACUAACACACCUCAUACAGCUAGUCAAUCUCUCACUGACUUUUUAAACUGAUAUAUUUAAUG
This is a messenger RNA of Brienomyrus brachyistius, 3834 nucleotides long. RefSeq names its product NACHT, LRR and PYD domains-containing protein 3-like. Lineage: Eukaryota; Metazoa; Chordata; Actinopteri; Osteoglossiformes; Mormyridae. The transcript has 10 exons. The record is from RefSeq and is a predicted model, not a curated record. Gene Ontology annotation, molecular function: protein binding. The coding region runs from base 411 to 3512 and encodes 1033 amino acids.